This is a messenger RNA of Williopsis jadinii, 1056 nucleotides long. RefSeq names its product C-terminal helicase domain-containing protein. Lineage: Eukaryota; Fungi; Ascomycota; Saccharomycetes; Phaffomycetales; Wickerhamomycetaceae. Bases 1 to 1056 code for a protein of 351 amino acids. The record is from RefSeq and is a predicted model, not a curated record. The transcript has 2 exons.
AUGGCUGUGGAUGGAAACCUCCAUGUCAUUUCACGAAUAGUUGUCGACGAGGCUCACGUCCUGUUGUACGAUGCUAGCUAUAGAGGAUUGGCAACUUCUGGAGCAGAGAUGAUGUUAAAGGGGAGUAAUAUCCCCAAGACAUUGUUAUCCGGUACUGUCUUUAAGUUUCAUUACCCAAAGCUCUUUGAGAAGUUGGGUCUGCACACUACAGCUUCAAAUGAUUCUUUGGAAAACAUUUUUGCUACUGAGGCGAGUGGCUCGAACAAAGUCAAGAUAUUCAACGAAGAAACGUUUGUUCGCUCAAACAUCAAACUGUCUCUGUUUGUGGUGGAUUCAACUGAGGAGCAGAAGCUGAUGAUGUCCAGUCUCAUCAACAAGACCAUCCAGCGAAAGGAAAAAUCACUCAUAUUCUUUGAAUCCAAGAAAGCCAUGGAGAGUUAUCAACAAAGUCUAAGCCAGCUCGAAAAAGGACAUUGCUGUGUUUUCCAUGGGGAGCUUCCAGCCCAGGAGAAGAAGACAAUACAAGAUCGGCUUAGAACAGCUUCUGAUGGUAUCACGUUGCUCACUACAACUACUGCUAGCUCUGGUCUCGAUAUAGAUGGCAUCACAUCGGUCUACCUUACAGGAUUCUUGUCACUUCCAACUUUGGCUCAAAUCAUUGGAAGAGCUGCUCGGAAACCCACAGAGACAGCAGAUGUGAAGUUUCUCUUUCUUACGCAUGAGUGCAAAAACGUUUUACAAGUUAUAAUGAACCAGCAUUAUCAGAGACGAUUUCAGUGUGAUGAAAACUCAAGGAUAGACCACAUCUUCUACAAGAAUCUCUUCAAUACCACACAUGACUCUGAAAUUGGGCCUUUGAUUGACACAUUCAUGGUGAGAUUUUCUUCAGAAGAAGAACUGAUUAAAACCAUGGGAAGAUUGAGUCCACUGGAGGUGCAAGACAAUCUCGAGGCUCGUGUUAUCCAGAAUGCUCACGAUUAUACUGACAAUAUACCUUCAAAGAGAUCAGCUCCUGAGAGUUCAGAAAGCGAUGAGCCAAGAAAUUUCGAGGAAUAA